AUGAUCCCUGUUGUACAGGCUUCCUUCUGUCUCGCCUGCCCCCGCUCCCCCUCCCUGGUGCUGCAGGGCGCCAGAAUACCUUCUGUCACGCCUGCACUGCUCCCCCUCCCUGGUGCUGCAGGGCGCCAGUCUACCUUCUGUCACGCCUGCGCCCGCUCCCCCUCCCUGGUGCUGCAGGGCGCCAGGCUUCUUUCUGUCACGCCUGCUUCCACUCCCCCUCCCUGGUGCUGCAGGGCGCCAGGCUUCUUUCUGUCACGCCUGCUCCCACUCCCCCUCCCUGGGCGCCAGGCUACCUUCUGUCACGCCUGCCCCGCUCCCCUCCCUGGUGCUGCAGGGCGCCAGGCUUCUUCCUGUCACGCCUGUUUCUGCUCCCCCUCCCUGGUGCUGCAGGGCGCCAGGCUACCUUUUGUCAUGCCUGCACCCGCUCCCCUCCCUGGUGCUGCAGGGCGCCAGGCUCACGCCUGCUCCCCUCCCCCUCCCUGGUCACGCCUGCACCUUCUGCUCCCCUCCCCGGUGCUGCAGGGCGCCAGGCUACCCUUCUGUCACGCCUGCACCCGCUCCCCCUCCCUGGUGCUGCAGGGUGCCAGGCUACCCUUCUGUCACGCCUACUCCCUCUCCCCCUCCCUGGUGCUGCAGGGCGCCAAGCUACCUUCUGUCACGCCUGCCCCCGCUCCCCCUCCCUGGUGCUGCAGGGCACCAGGCUACCUUUUGUCACACCUGUCCCCGCUCCCCCUCCCUGGUGCUGCAGGGUGCCAGGCUUCCUUCUGUCUCGCUUGCCCCCGCUCCCGCUCCCCCUCCCUGGUGCUGCAGGGCGCCAGGCUACACUUCUGUCACGCCUGCACCCGCUCCCCCUCCCUGGUGCUGCAGGGCGCCAGGCUACCCUUCUGUCACGCCUACUCCCUCUCCCCCUCCCUGGUGCUGCAGGGCGCCAAGCUACCUUCUGUCACGCCUGCCCCCGCUCCCCCUCCCUGGUGCUGCAGGGCGCCAAGCUACCUUCUGUCACGCCUGCCCCCACUCCCCCUCCCUGGUGCUGCAGGGCGCCAGGCUACCUUCUGUCACGCCUGCUCCCGCUCCCCCUCCCUGGUGCUGCAGGGCACCAGGCUUCUUUCUGUCACGCCUGCUCCCGCUCCCCCUCCCUGGUGCUGCAGGGUGCCAGGCUUCCUUCUGUCUCGCUUGCCCCCGCUCCCCCUCCCUGGUGCUGCAGGGCGCCAGGCUUCUUUCUGUCACGCCUGCUCCCGCUCCCCCUCCCUGGUGCUGCAGGGCGCCAGGCUUCUUUCUGUCACGCCUGCUCCCGCUCCCCCUCCCUGGUGCUGCAGGGCGCCAGGCUACCUUCUGUCACGCCUGCGCCCGCUCCCCCUCCCUGGUGCUGCAGGGCACCAGGCUUCUUUCUGUCACGCCUGCUCCCGCUCCCCCUCCCUGGUGCUGCAGGGUGCCAGGCUUCCUUCUGUCUCGCUUGCCCCCGCUCCCCCUCCCUGGUGCUGCAGGGCGCCAGGCUUCUUUCUGUCACGCCUGCUCCCGCUCCCCCUUCCUGGUGCUGCAGGGCGCCAGGCUUCUUUCUGUCACGCCUGCCCCCGCUCCCCCUCCCUGGUGCUGCAGGGCGCCAGGCUUCUUUCUGUCACGCCUGCGCCCGCUCCCCCUCCCUGGUGCUGCAGGGCGCCAGGCUUCUUUCUGCCACGCCUGCUCCCUCUCCCCCUCCCUGGUGCUGCAGGGCGCCAGGCUUCCUUCUGUCUCGCCUGCCCCCGCUCCCCCUCCCUGGUGCUGCAGGGCGCCAGGCUACCUUCUGUCACGCCUGCCUACCGCUCCCCCUCCCUGGUGCUGCAGGGUGCCAGGCUUCCUUCUGUCUCGCUUGCCCCCGCUCCCCCUCCCUGGUGCUGCAGGGCGCCAGGCUACCUUCUGUCACGCCUGCGCCCGCUCCCCCUCCCUGGUGCUGCAGGGCACCAGGCUUCUUUCUGUCACGCCUGCCCCCGCUCCCCCUCCCUGGUGCUGCAGGGCGCCAGGCUUCUUUCUGUCACGCCUGCUUCCGCUCCCCCUCCCUGGUGCUGCAGGGCGCCAGGCUUCUUUCAUUCACGCCUGCUCCCGCUCCCUCUCCCUGGUGCUGCAGGGCAUCAGGCUUCUUUCUGUCACGCCUGCCCCCGCUCCCCCUCCCUGGUGCUGCAGGGCGCCAGGCUACCCUUCUGUCAUUCCUGCUCCCGCUCCCCCUCCCUGGUGCUGCAGGGCGCCAGGCUACCCUUCUGUCACGCCUGCUCUCUCUCCCCCUCCCCGGUGCUGCAGGGCACCAGGCUACCUUUUGUCACGCCUGCUCCCGCUCCCCCUCCCUGGUGCUGCAGGGCGCCAGGCUUCUUUCUGUCACGCCUGCGCCCGCUCCCUCUCCCUGGUGCUGCAGGGCGCCAGGCUUCUUUCAUUCACGCCUGCUCCCGCUCCUCCUCCCUGGUGCUGCAGGGCACCAGGCUACCUUUUGUCAUGCCUGCCCCCGCUCCCCCUCCCUGGCCUCAGCCAGAUCGUCAGGUUCCUAUGCCUCAGCCGGCUCGCCAGGCUCUCUUGCCUCUGCCGGUUCGUCUGUCAGGCUCACCAGGUGGGACGCCGGGUGGUGCCCCUAGAGAGGAGGGGUACUGUCACGCCUGCCCCUGA
Oncorhynchus gorbuscha (pink salmon) is the source of this 2628-nucleotide messenger RNA. Its product is annotated as basic proline-rich protein-like. Bases 1 to 2628 code for a protein of 875 amino acids. The transcript has 3 exons. The record is from RefSeq and is a predicted model, not a curated record. Lineage: Eukaryota; Metazoa; Chordata; Actinopteri; Salmoniformes; Salmonidae.